This is a messenger RNA of Gracilinanus agilis (Agile Gracile Mouse Opossum), 1847 nucleotides long. It is a transcript of the gene TREH, whose product is annotated as trehalase. Gene Ontology annotation, biological process: trehalose catabolic process. Gene Ontology annotation, molecular function: alpha,alpha-trehalase activity. NCBI's taxonomy places the organism in Eukaryota, Metazoa, Chordata, Mammalia, Didelphimorphia, Didelphidae. The coding region runs from base 1 to 1737 and encodes 578 amino acids. The record is from RefSeq and is a predicted model, not a curated record. The transcript is spliced from 15 exons.
AUGCAGGGAAGAAAUGGGAUACUUCAACUGGUCCUCCUGCUGGGGCUGGAGCUUGGACUGGAGGGGGCCUUGCCCCCACCCUGUGACAGUCAGAUUUACUGCACAGGGGAGCUCCUCCGGCGGGUUCAGAUGGCCAAGCUGUACCAGGAUGACAAGCACUUUGUUGAUAUGCCUCUGAGCAUGAGUCCAGACCAGGUUCUAAAGGACUUUAAUGAGCUGCUCAGCUCCAACGAAGGCUACGUCUCCCGGGAGCAGCUGAAAAGCUUCGUUACGGAACACUUCAAGGACCCGGGGCAGGAAAUGGACACUUGGAUUCCUCAGGACUGGAGAGACAGCCCCAAAUUCUUACAGAACAUUGUGGACCCCAAACUCCGAGCAUGGGCAGAGGAUCUGCAUAAACUGUGGAAGAAGCUGGGAAGGAAGAUGAAAGCCGAGGUGGGGAGUCAGCCUGACCGGUACUCUCUGAUCUAUGCAGCUCAGCCCUUCAUUGUGCCUGGUGGACGCUUUAUUGAGUUCUACUAUUGGGACUCCUUUUGGGUAAUAGAAGGGCUGCUCCUGUCAGAGAUGCCUCAAACAGUCAAGGGCAUGUUGCAGAACUUCCUAGAUAUUGUGGACCGCUACGGACACAUUCCCAACGGGGGCCGGGUGUACUACCUCCAGCGGAGCCAGCCCCCACUCUUGACGCUCAUGAUGGGCCGAUACUUGGAGCGCACCAACGACAUAGACUUCGUCAGGGACAACAUUGGCACCCUGCACCAGGAGCUGGAGUUCUGGAGACAUAACAGAAGUGUCAACAUCAGCCACAAGGGGGCAAACUACACCCUGAAUCGCUACCAUGUACCCUAUGGGGGGCCCAGGCCGGAAUCCUACAGCAAGGAUGAAGAAUUGGCAGCACUUCUACCAGAAGAAGAUGCCCGGGAGUCCCUGUGGGCAGAACUGAAGGCUGGAGCUGAAUCAGGCUGGGAUUUCUCCUCCCGAUGGUUUAUUGGCAGCAACUAUCUGCUUGACAUCAAAACAAGUCAGGUCAUACCUGUGGAUCUAAAUGCCUUCCUGUGCCAGGCGGAGGGGUUACUGGCUAGCUUCUAUUCCAUACUAGGGAAUAUGCCAAUGGCCAAGAUCUAUCAAGAUGCCCAGGCUCAACGCAAGGUGGCCAUGCAGGCUCUUCUGUGGAAUGAGACCUUGGGCAGCUGGUUUGACUUUAACUUAGAGAGCAGCCAACAAAACCAUGGAUUCUACCCUACCAACCUCAGCCCACUCUGGGCAGGUUGCUUCUCUGAUCCUGCCAUAGCCAUAAAGAAUAUAAAGUACCUAGAGGACAACAAGAUAUUGACCUAUAAACAUGGCAUUCCAACAUCCCUCCAGAUAAGCGGCCAACAGUGGGACUUUCCCAAUGCUUGGGCCCCUCUUCAAGAUCUGGUUGUCCAAGGCUUGGCAGAAUCCAACUCAACCCGGGCUCAGGACAUGGCCUUUCAGCUGGCCCAGAACUGGAUCUGGACCAAUUUUGCUGUCUAUCAGAAAAACAAAGCCAUGUAUGAGAAGUAUGACAUCAACAUUGACUCUGGGGAGCCUGGUGGUGGAGGAGAGUAUGAAGUGCAGGAGGGCUUUGGCUGGACCAAUGGGGUUGCCCUGAAAUUCCUGAAUCGAUAUGGUGACCGGCUGACUUCUGGGUCAGGAUCCAUGAUGUUCAGUACCAGCUGCCUGCUCUUGGCCCUUUUGCUCCUGGGUUUGCUCUGCUGACGUGGACGGGCUAAGCCUGGGACUGUCUGACACCAGGGGGACGUAUUCCUUGGGGGAAUGCACGUGAUUCUUCCAGUAGAUUACAAGUCCUUCACAGGCAGAGACUUUCA